Pelobates fuscus (common spadefoot toad) is the source of this 1568-nucleotide messenger RNA. RefSeq names its product TUB like protein 1 (gene TULP1). NCBI's taxonomy places the organism in Eukaryota, Metazoa, Chordata, Amphibia, Anura, Pelobatidae. Gene Ontology annotation, biological process: protein localization to cilium. Gene Ontology annotation, cellular component: cilium. Gene Ontology annotation, molecular function: actin filament binding. The record is from RefSeq and is a predicted model, not a curated record. The coding region runs from base 50 to 1540 and encodes 496 amino acids. The transcript has 13 exons.
UGUAAGUCAGCUCUGUAUUAGGUGCCAAAGGAUCCACUACAAAACAAUCAUGGCCAGCAAUAAGACAUCAAAGAAGAAAUUGGAACUUAAGGAAUCAAAGCCUGAAAUUAACACUAAAAAUAAGAAAUCCAAAACCAAAAAAGAAGCCCAUUCAGAAGAACCACCCCAAGGAAAUAAGGAGCUAAAAAAGAAAAAAGUGAAAACCUCACAAGAAAAAGAGAGUACAACAAAAUCAAAGGAGGGCACCUCUAAAGCAAAAGCUGCACCACCCAAAACUAAAGACACCAAAUCGCAGGAGAAGAAGGAAACAGGAUUGUCACACUUCAGUGUAACUAAAGGAUCAAAAGGGGAAUCCGAAGAAGAAGACAUACCUAAAACAUCAAAAAAGAAGGGAGGCGGUGAUAAUGCAUCUGAAAGCAAAGAGAAAAAACAAAAAGGUAAAACAGAUAAAAAUGGCAUUGAGAAAAGUGUGAAGAGUAAAAAGAAAGACUCUACAGGUAUAUUUCAAGUAAAUGGAGAAAAAAAAGAUGAAAAGAACAAAAAGAAAGAUAAAGAAUCACAUUCCAGUAAAAAUCCUUCAUCUACAGACAAGGGAAUUUCAAUUUUUAAGGUUAAAGGUGAAGCAGCAAAAGAUAGUAAAAAGAAGAAAAAAGGUUCCUCAAAUUCCAAUGAGGAAGAGGAAGAAGAUGAGGUUGUCAAAAACACAAACAAGAAAGGAAAAAAAGGAAAGAAAUCCAAGAAGAAGGAGGAGCCUCCACCCUCCCCAGUAAUUGAAGUUGGCAAUCUUGAGGAGUUUGUUUUGCGUCCAGCAGAACAGGGUGUAACUGUCAAGUGCAAAGUGACCAGGGAUAAAAAAGGAAUGGACAGAGGAUUAUACCCUACAUAUUAUGUUCAUCUAGAUAAUGACAAAAAGGUUUUCUUACUAGCUGGAAGAAAGCGGAAGAAGAGCAAAACGUCCAAUUACCUGAUUUCUAUUGAUGCUACUGACUUGUCACGGGGAGGAGAAAACUUCAUUGGGAAGUUGAGAUCCAACCUCAUGGGAACAAAAUUUACAGUGUUUGAUAAUGGUGCGAAUCCUGAGAGGGCCAGUUCUGAUUGGUCGAAUGCACGACAAGAAAUAGCGGCUAUUAUUUAUGAAACUAAUGUUUUAGGAUUUAAAGGUCCACGGAAGAUGACUGUGCUUAUCCCAGGAAUGGAUGAAAAUUGUGAAAGGGUCCCCAUUCGUCCAAGAAAUGAUAAUGAUGGUAUACUUCAACGAUGGCAGAACAAGAACAUGGAGAAUUUAAUCGAGCUACACAACAAAAGCCCUGUGUGGAAUGAUGAAACGCAGUCUUAUGUACUAAAUUUUCAUGGACGUGUUACACACCCUUCCAUCAAGAACUUCCAGAUUGUGCACGCAGAUGAUCCUGAUUACAUCAUUAUGCAGUUUGGUCGCAUAGCUGAUGACGCCUUCACAAUGGACUAUAAAUAUCCUAUGUGUGCAGUCCAAGCUUUUGCCAUUGCGUUAUCCAGUUUUGAUGGAAAAUUGGCAUGUGAAUAGAAACCUCAAACUAACACAAUUUGUAACA